UUCCUUGCGUUUUAAUUUUUUUUUUCAGGGGAGAAGGGAAGAGAUGUGAUACUACAGACUGAUAACGUAUCAAGGGAAAAUUUCCUGAAAUUAAUUAGUAACAUUAAUUGUAACUUUGAGUCUCCUGUUCUAAAGAAACAAUAAUUAUCUUUAAUAUGUCAGCCAUUAUCACGAUUGUCAUGCAACUUCUUGGAAGACCAGAGCUGUGCGCAGUAUUAAAAAAUUCUGUAGGAUGAAAGUUCGAAAACCAGAGUCCCAUCCACUACGAAUUCAUCGCUUCUACACAGCAUCCCAUGGAUAUUCGAUCAAAAAUCUCCAAUCUACCAAAAUCUCGCGCUAUAUCCAUCGGCGGCAUGGAUGGGCACAGCUGAUUGGCUGCAGGCCGCAGUGCGCGUGUACCGAGCGUACGGACCCGAAUGGUACAAAUCGUGGUAACGUCAAAAUGACGGUAAAAUGAGCCGUAAUUGUUCGAAAAUUUCAUGUUUAUUUUGAAGUCAUUCGACGUUUUUUAUGUCAUCGUGACUUUUUCCUUCGUUACACUGGAAAGCCGCAUAAAGCUCCAUGGGAAAGCGAGGGGCGGGAUUCGAGCGGCAAGCGAAUCGUCCAAUCGCGAUCGGGAACGCCGGGCGAUGAUUGGUCGGUUCGCCCGUUGGAUCCUGCGUGGAUCGCUGUCGCCGCCGUCGGCUCGACUGUCAUGGCGUCGUCGCGACCGUCGAUGUGAUUUCGUGCUUGUGCUCGUGCUUGCUCGUGCUACAACCGACAGCGACGAGACGACGGGGACGCUCGCCGUCGUGGUGUCUCGCUCAGAGCUUUCCGGACGUGCCGCGAUGCCGUACGCCCGAUUGUCGCCGAGGAUCAUCGCGCGAUUGUGAAUCGGAGCGAGCGGAUUCAGGAAGACAAAAUGUCGUACGGGACGAGAAAGCGAAAAGAAAACGAGGAGCGAAAAGUAAACGAUGGAGAGCAAGAUAAUUUUUUCACCGACGAGAUGAGAGAGGAGAUAGAAGCGAUGUGGGAGAUACCACAAAUUUUCCAUUUCCUUUAUUUAACGAAGGAAUCUCUCAAUGUACCUCAAUUAUCUUUAUACGAAAUGGAGAGAAUGUUGCUGAUACCAAGGGCCUCGAAACAACUAGCAAACAUUAUGACGUGUUUGCUAAGUUCUCCGACCACAAAAGCAAAGCUACGCAAGAUACCACCAAUGCCGUAUGAAUUUUGGACCAAUAUUCUCGCGUACAAAAUGACGAGCUGGUUCAAAAUUUAUCGCGCGAAGCACGAAGAUGCAACCAAAGUUCUAGAAACCAUCGGCGUUGAACCAGAAUUUUGGAAUAUCUUUCCCGAGACUUCAAUGCUCGACGGCAAAGACUUUGAGGAUCUUAGCUUCAAACAAAGGGUUUGGCUGCUGAAAACCGUCUGUGAUACAAUCAUGCAUACUAGAAAAACGGUUCAGGAAGACAUAGUGAACCAACCAUGGGAGGAUCAAUUUGAAACGGUUUUAGGAAUGGAUCGCAACGGGGCGAAAUACAUUUACUUUCCUCAAUUUAUGCCGAAUGAUCUCAGAAUUUACAGGCAUUCCCUGGACAAUAAAAUCUUGUCGACUUCCAAGCCUGUCAGACAAGAGCGAGAAAUGGAAAGGAACAAAUUCAUUAGAUAUAGAAAGAGAAAAUUGCAAAUACGCAAUAACUUAUCCGAUCGCAGAUCGAACAGGCAUGAGAAUGGGACCGACGAUAAAGAUCUUAGUAAUAAUGAUAGCGCUGGGGGUUCGUUUAUCAGUGAAGAUACGAAUUUGAGUAGUACCAGUACGUGCAGUAACAAUAAUAACAACAACAUAAGUCUAGAUGCCAUAAGCAGGAAGCGUCGUAGGAGUUUGUCGAAAAUGUCUGAGGAAAGUUUAUUGUCAAAUGCGAGAUCCAGCGGUUACGAAACCCAUACCUCCAGCGAUAAUAAAUCAUUAGACGACGAAUCGUCGCGGAUGUUUAAAGGUUUCACCAAUACUCAAAACGAUAAUUGCAAUAUAGAGAUAAUUAAUGAAAUGUUGGACGAUUUAAAAACAGAAAUCGAUAAAGAUAAGAGAAUGGACGAAUAUGAAAGCACUAGCGGUAACGAAUUAGCGUCACAAGAAAAAUUCGUAGAAUUGUACAAAAAUACUUCAAUGUCCCGUAAUGAAACUGCAAUAGUUUUCGAAAAAGAUGAUAGAUCUAACGACAAUUUAUCCAACAGUUCCAAAACGGACGAUGAGAAACUAAAUGAAAUAAUUAAUGCCGAGAGUUCCAAGUUACCUGAAGAUGUAUAUUCCAAAAGUAUUACCGUCAGUGACAAUGUAAGUGAUAUUUCAGUGUUGACGUCCAAAUCGGAUGAUGAGAAACUGAGUGAGACGAAAACCAGUGAUAGUAAUAUUAAUGCGAGUGAAAACAGUUUAAAUAGAAAAACAAUUUUUAACAAGUUAUUUUAUACAUCUACUUCUAUCAAUAGUAAACUUUCAUUAAGUGAAGAAGUGACUAGACAGUGUCUUAGUGAAAUGCCAUCAAUGACAGAAGCAGAAACGAAUAAUCCAACUCAAGAAAAAAACUUAAGAGAAGGAAUGAAGCUGCGGUCCCGAAACAUAGUAAAACAGUAUGACCAACAAAAUAAAAUUAAUGCAAUAAAAGAAAAGACAAAAAAGGAACAGGGAUUAAAAAAUGAUGAAAUAAACGAGACAGACGAGGAAGAUUUCUCCACGAGCGAAACGCGAUUACAUACAAGUAUGGAAUACGAUUUGGACGAGUAUACAAACAAUACUGAACUUGGUUACAAUUUGCGAAGUUCCAAGGAUCCAAAGACAGAUGAAAGUAAACAACAUUUCCACAAGAUGUUGUCCGAUCUCAGUGUUUCCGAUUUUUAUCUUGUAGUCGACAGCGUGGAAAGCUUAAGGGAUCUCAUUGCCAGUUUUUCGAAUGCGAGUGAUUCGGAAAGCAAUAAUUCCAAUAACGUGGAAGUUAUUCCUUUAUGCGAAGUAAAAUUAGUAAAGAAGUUAACAGAAUUAUUAAAUUCUGUGGAACCAAUGGAGGUAACUAUAAAAGAUGCAAUGCGAAAAGCAAAGGCAAAACUUCAAAGAGAAUGGUCUAAUUUUAAAGAAGGCAGUGUGGAGGAUCAGGACUCAUCCAGUGAGAGUGGUCUCAGCUCUAAUUGGUGGGUUCUUGGAUCACAGGGCAAGGAUCCACUCUCAAUUCCCGGAGACGCAACGUUACAAACGCUAUCGCAAUUUGCCCUAUCCCCACCUGGUACCCAAAAUAGUAAAAAAGAAUCGCGACAAGUCGAGAACGAAUGCGAUAUCGCAGUCAAAAAUUCCGAACAAAGUCGACACGAAACCCAGGAGGCGAGCGACAAACAACAAAACGGAAGCGAUGAAAAGCAGCCGGACGUCGAGGCACCAUCGGGAAGUAACCAAGUCGCGGAAGAAGGAGAGAAACGGGAAGACAAGCAAUACGAGAACAACGAAAAUACAUCAAACGACGACGAAGAUUCAAACCAGGAAACGCAACGCAACAAACGAGUACUACGAGCGCGCGGCGUCUCUUCGUACACAGAACAACUUUAUUCAGAUGACGAAAGCGACAAGGACGAGCUGGAGGAAUGGACCGACGUUGAGGCAGUGUACGCGGCUCCCGGCACACAGGCCAAUACAUCCGCUUCUAACGUUAAUCCGAAGGAACGAAACAAUGACAACUGGUCGGAUGAGGAGGACUCAGAUCAAGAUUGGAUUCUACCAAGCUCUCGCAAAAGGAAAAAUAAACGUUCGUCUUCCAAUCGAAGAUUAAAAUCAUUUGAGUAUAAACUGCAGAACAUUAAAGAAAAUACGUCUCAAAGCAGUGUAGCAUCUGAUGUUUCUCAUCCUGCCAAUGCAAAAAUUAUCAAAGAUAAGCUAAAGGUUAAACUCGCAGAUAAUAAGACUAAAGAGCCUGAAAAAGCAGUUGAAUCAGGAAUUUCUGCUAGCAAUACUGUAUCUGCAGCGAACAACAAAAAGAGAGCAGUGCCUUCCACGGACGCAAUUUGCAAAAUUGAAUCUAUUAAUAGUGUGCACUCGGAGCUAGACAUAAAGGAUGAAAAUCCGAUUUAUGAGUCCAAUUCGACGACCUACUAUGGACAGAACAACUACGGAUCUGCAAAUACACAACAAAAUUAUUAUUAUACGAUGCCGCAGAAUCCUGGAGUCAUGCCUCAAGGGGCGAUUAUGCAAGGAGCUGGGCCGCCAGCUCCACAUGUGGCUUACUAUGUACGGCCUUACAUGAUGCAGCCUCCACAAGACAAGUUUCUGCCCACUGCUCAGCAACAACAGCAACCCGUUUAUCAACAGCGCCCUCAGAUGAUGAUGACACAACCGUACAUCAACAAUGCGAAUUACGUGUCCUAUAUACCGGCGCAGCCUCAACCAGGAUACGUAAUUGCUCCUGGACCAAUGGCAAACCAGCCAAAUCCACAAAAUCCGAUUCAUUAUUCUCCCAGACCACAGAAUAGACAGAAUAACAGAUAUACAGCGCCGCGACAAAACUCUCAACAUCCUAAUGGCGCAGUAAUAAGAAACACUAGUGCACCUACGAGGGGCAGUUAUCAGAGGUCCGUCAACUCGAGGAACGUAAGAGGCAAUGUUCCUCUGCCAAAGCAAAGGCGGAAAACACCACAACAGGUGUCCAGCACAGAGAACAGCGGCCAAAAAGUCACAUCUGUAAUCAUGCUCAGUGACAGCGAUGACGAAAUAGAGAUGAUUAUUAUGGAAAAAAAUCCUACAGAAAAAACUACGCUGUCUAACAGGGAGUCAUUGGAACUUCAGAAAACUCUUAAUCAGUCUAAACAAAAACCUACGAUUACUUCGGACAUUAUUGUUCCCUCCACAAAGGGCAUUCUCUCGCCGCAAAUUAUUCAGCGGAUGAGCCAGGGUGGUAUAUCCAUCACACCGGUGAAGAACAAUCCGCCGCCGCCGACGAAUUCCAGUACGCAGCUGGUGGUGGUCGUGAACGAGACUGGAAGUCACUAUGCCUUGGCACUACCCAACGGUAGCAAACUCAUACUCACCCCGGAGCAGGUGGCGCAAAUCAGGGCCUCAAAUGGAGGGAAACUGAUUUUGUAGAGCAAUCUAAUACGACGAUUAUUUCGGAUUGCACAAAUCGCACAUCUUUAUUUCGUUUCUUAAUUUUUCGCAAUUAACAACAUGUAAAUGUGAUAUGCAACAAGUUUUAUUUUUACACUCUGCCUUAGUCAUUAGUUAGAUUGUAAAAACAGAGGAAUUUAUCAACAUUCGCCAUACGCAAAUGUUUAAAAAGAAUUAAUUUAAAAAUUCUUAGAAUACAUAUCCCCCGUUACAGGAUAUAUAUAGAAUACUUUUGAAAAAAUAUUGUUUCUUAUUUUUAAUUAGUUUUAUUUUACAAUGUAUAGUUUAUGUGUAUUGAUCUUAAGUAUAGUCAUGAAUACAACAAUAAGAAUAAUGGGUCUAUGUGGAGAGUAACAGAGUUUUUAUUAAAACUUUAUCGUACCUUUUUCGUAUUAUUGAAAUAUAUAUCAUAUAUAUAUAUAUAUAUAUAUUAAAAUCUUCAUGAAACCAUAAAGCCAUGUUUGUAAUUAAAAAUGUCGAAGCGAAACAUUGUUAUAACAUUUGUAACAAAUGCGCAAAUACUUUUUAAUUCUCUUUGUAAUAAAGAGUAUUGCAAACGAUGAAUGCUUUAAUGCAAAUAUCGGAUAUACAUCUAAAAUAAAAUUUGAAUUUCACACAAA
Monomorium pharaonis (pharaoh ant) is the source of this 5739-nucleotide messenger RNA. Its product is annotated as putative mediator of RNA polymerase II transcription subunit 26. The transcript is spliced from 11 exons. The record is from RefSeq and is a predicted model, not a curated record. Bases 902 to 5098 code for a protein of 1398 amino acids. Lineage: Eukaryota; Metazoa; Arthropoda; Insecta; Hymenoptera; Formicidae.